This is a messenger RNA of Entrophospora candida, 211 nucleotides long. Lineage: Eukaryota; Fungi; Glomeromycota; Glomeromycetes; Entrophosporales; Entrophosporaceae. The record is from the annotation of a GenBank genome assembly.
GAUAGACCACUAAAAAACAUCAAAAAUUUUGGUAGCCAUCAAAGCAUUUGGAUAUCAAAAUUUGGUAGUAAUAAACAGCCCUCACAAUCGGCACUUCGUGCCUCAGCCUCGGGCGAUGAAAGCAAUCAAAGGGCCAAAGAAAGCCAAAAACCUCAUCAAAAGGAAGCAAAUAUCAAGCCAAUUAGGAACCAAAAUGGGUGCCCAAAAAUAA